Messenger RNA from Canis lupus familiaris (dog), 2126 nucleotides. RefSeq names its product PNMA family member 1 (gene PNMA1). Lineage: Eukaryota; Metazoa; Chordata; Mammalia; Carnivora; Canidae. The coding region runs from base 255 to 1316 and encodes 353 amino acids. The transcript has a single exon. The record is from RefSeq and is a predicted model, not a curated record.
GGCGGCGGACGCGUGAGGCGACUGCCCGAGCCUCCCGGGGCUUGGCUCCGGGGACCAGCCGGCGGACUGCCUUUGGGGGCCGCGAAGGAAGAGGGCAGGACUCUGGUGUCGUUUGUUAAUUGUGAUUGCGUCAAGCUUGCCUCCCUCGCGCCUACGGGGGUGGGGGGGUGUCUGCUGCCGCGCUGAGCCCUAGAGCGCAGGGAGCCACAGCCUAAUCCGUCUUUGUAGAAUCGGGGCCCUCGCUAGUUGGGGAAAUGGCGAUGACGCUGUUGGAAGACUGGUGCCGGGGGAUGGAUGUGAACUCCCAGAGAGCCCUGCUGGUCUGGGGGAUCCCAGUGAACUGUGAUGAGGCUGAAAUCGAGGAGACCCUCCAGGCUGCGAUGCCCCAGGUGCCCUAUCGAGUGCUUGGGAGGAUGUUUUGGAGGGAAGAGAAUGCGAAAGCAGCCUUGUUAGAGCUCACUGGCGCUGUCGAUUACGCCGCGAUCCCCAGGGAGAUGCCGGGUAAAGGAGGUGUCUGGAAAGUGGUCUUUAAACCCCCGACUUCCGAUGCUGAAUUUUUAGAAAGGUUGCACCUCUUCCUAGCGAGAGAGGGGUGGACCGUGCAAGAUGUUGCCCGCGUCCUUGGGUUUCAGAACCCCACUCCGGCCCCGGGUCCAGAUAUGCCAGCAGAGAUGCUAAACUAUAUUUUAGAUAACGUUAUUCAGCCUCUUGUUGAGUCCAUAUGGUACAAGAAGUUGACGCUGUUCUCGGGGAGGGACAUCCCGGGGCCUGGGGAGGAGACCUUUGAUCCCUGGCUGGAACACACUAAUGAGGUCAUAGAGGAGUGGCAGGUGUCUGAUGUAGAAAAGAGGCGGCGGUUGAUGGAGAGUCUUCGGGGCCCCGCCGCUGAUGUCAUCCGCAUCCUCAAGACGAACAACCCUGCGAUAACCACUGCCGAAUGCCUGAAGGCGCUUGAGCAGGUGUUUGGGAGCGUCGAGAGCUCUAGGGAUGCGCAGGUCAGAUUUCUGAACACUUACCAGAACCCGGGAGAAAAGUUAUCUGCGUAUGUCAUUCGUCUGGAGCCUCUUCUGCAGAAGGUGGUGGAGAAGGGGGCCAUAGAUAAAGAUAACGUGAACCAGGCCCGCCUGGAGCAGGUCAUUGCCGGGGCCAACCACAGCGGGGCCAUCCGGAGGCAGCUGUGGCUGACCGGGGCCGCGGAAGGGCCUGCCCCUAACCUCUUCCAGUUGCUGGUGCAGAUCCGCGAGGAGGAGGCCAAGGAGGAGGAGGAGGAGGCGGAGGCCGCCCUCCUGCAGUUAGGCUUGGAGGGGCACUUCUGAGGCCCAGGAAACGGCGACAGUGCACAUCUAGAUCGCAGCCGCUUACCUUGUCUCCGUGCUCUUACAGAUGUGUCCCUAGUGGUAAAGACUUCCGCCAUGUGCUGUUUUGGGGGUGGGGGUAGGGAGUCAGGCCUGAGUAUUCAUGUAACAUUAGUACAAUCGCGCAAAUGAGCACCCUGAGCUGCUACAAGUGAGUCGUACUCGCUGCAAUGCCAGGUAAAGACUUGUACACAAGUGCUCAGUGCCAGCUGUCAUUGUGGCAAUCAUCCGUUGUAAAAACCAUGUGAAUCCCUGACACUUCUCAUUGAGAUAAUUGUGAAAUUGCAUGUUCAGAUGUUUUAGCGUGGGGCCUGGCAAACACAGGAAGUGUUCGGUAAAAAUAUGAGCCGUUGUUACUAAUAUUGUGAAUAGUUUUUGUGUUUACAGUAAAUUGUUCCUAAGUUUUUUCCCUAAUUUAUAUUAAUGGAAAGAAAUGUGACUCAUACUAUUUAUUCAGCCUUACAAAGCAAAUUGUUUUAUUUUUCAUCUCGAAACAUCUGGAUCACUUUAAUUGAAAAGUAUUCUGAGACUAUGGAAUGGGAUGUUAGAAAAAUACUGCAAUUCUAGAAUUGUGUGAAUCAAUUUUUCUGUGUACAAGACACAGGGAGUGUCUUGUUGCAUGGGGAGAUUAAUAAGAACCAGUUACAGUAUCUAUUCCCCCAUUUCAAAUCCUUGUCAUUGAAUGGUAGUUCUUGUUCAUGCUGAUUCUAAGUGUUCUAAAUUUGAAGUUGUCAAAAUACAUGUAUAUGAAUAAAAGUAUUUAAAAAAUUC